UCGAGGGUUACGAUCGUGCCCUUCCACCUUGGGAACCAGACGUUGAAGCUGAUGAAGACUGGUUGCUUCUGUCUAAGAAUCAGGAUUUUGACCCCGAGAUUGAUCCCACAUUACAAGCUUUCGUCAAACGUGCUCAGUCACGGCAACAACCCUUGACCCAAGCCAAAGAAGAGAAGAUUCGGCAACUCUAGACAUAGAAGAAAAGGCCACCCUUACCACGGCUAUCGACGAGAUCAAAGCGGUUACUUUAGGAACUAACGCGGAGGUUGACGAGCAAUCUAAGAGGAUCGAGAUGGCCGAGUUACGGUCCAAACUCUUCCUUCGACUUGGGAUGGAACGAGUCGCACUUAACUUGGAUUACGUUGGGCGUGAGCUCAUCUUCAGAGGAGAUCUUCAAUGUGCUGGGCAUUCCACAUGGCUGGAAACACACGCAAUACUUUUUGACCAUUAUCUUGUCCUUGCAAAGACCGUCACGCAACGAGAAAUUAUAGCUAAUGAGGGAGAGAAGGAGGUAUACGACGUUUCCACACUUCCAAUCCCCAUCCAGCUUCUUGUCCUUGAGAGUACCGACGAUGAUCCAGUCAUUAAGUCUUCAGUCAAAAGUGUUGGCGCAGUCACUACUGGAAAAAAGACCACCGCAAAUACCCAGAAUUCAAGGCUCAAUCAAACCGCGACACAUGACCUUGAACGGCAGAACACCCUGGAGUAUGCACAAUCAAACAACUCAGUGUCGAUCAUACCGUCUGUUAGAGAAUCGGGCUCAGCGCCUUCAAAUGACGCCGAUGCUAUGCUUAUGUAUCCGUUUCGGCUCAAGCACCUUGGAAAUCAAAACGUAUACACCUUAUGUGCUCGUUCUGCACAAAAUCGGCAAGAUUGGUGUGAUAAGAUCCUCGAGGCUAAGACUCGCUAUACUACAUCUCUCUUAAAAGAGGAUAGUGAACCCUUCCGACUCCGGGUCAUGGCUGAUAGUGCAUUUGCAUAUGAGGGGAUGUCUGCGUCACAACGUAGUGUGGUCUCAGUCAAGGACACACCUUUGGACCGAGCUAUCCGAGAGAUAGAACAAAUAUGUGGAGCUAGCCUUCGACCACCGGUAUGCAGAGCAGAAAUCAAUUGUGCUGCAACGUUCAAUUGCUAUGGAAAGCCGAUGGUAGUGAUUGGCACUGACUAUGGAAUCUAUAUCUCCGAGGCAAACGAUCCUCGAAGCUGGACAAGAUCUAUUCAAAUAAGCCGUGUUACGCAAAUAGGGAUUCUAGAACAGUUCUCUAUUUGCCUUAUUAUCGCCGACAAAUCUCUCGUAGCCUACCACCUGGAUACUAUUAUUCCAGGCUUUGAUUUUCCUGCUUCGAAUAUCGAUUCCAACCCUCCUUUACCGCAGAAACUUUCUGGAAAUCGAGAUGUUUCCUUCUUCGCCACUGGCCAUAUGAAGGAAAGAACCUUAGUCUUCUAUAAGGAGCGAGACGGUCUACACUCUACAUUUAAGGUUCUCGAACCCGUCCUCCGAAAAUCAUCCGAGAAAUCCCGUAAUAUUUUCGGUAGGAAGUUCGGUAUAGUGACAACAGAAUUCUUUAGAGAAUUUGACAAGUUCUAUAUCCCAACUGAAUGUUUCACGAUCAAUCUGUUUAGCGUAUAUAUAGCGAUUAGUACCAAGGCAGGCUUUGAGCUUCUUACCCUAGCUAAGAAAGUUCCAAUGAGGAUUCCCGAUCUGAAAAAUCCUGAUCUCACGAACAUCGCAGCACGCCUCGCCAACCAGAAGCCACUUGGCAUGUUCCGGCUCUCGAGUUCUGAAUUCUUGCUAUGCUAUGAAGAAAAUAGUGUGUACGUGGACAAACACGGUGAAGUCUCAAGGUCUGUCGUGAUGGAGUAUGUGGGUAAGGCGAAGACGGCUGCGUUGUACGGAGUAUACCUUGUGCUUUUUCACAGUGACUUCGUGGAAGUAAGGAAUGCGGAGAAUGGCAGAUUGAGACAGGUGAUUACUGGUAGGGACGUUAGGUCUUUGGACUUUGGCACUAAUCUCCUUGGUGUUGGUAUGGCUACGAAUCAUUUGAAUCCACCUGGCAACAGUGCACAGAGAACUCUGAAGUUGGCUAUGGCUCAUCCGGAGGUUGCGGGAAGGCGGAUUGUGUUGGAGAUGAUUCUUAAUGAGGGGCAUUAGGAGGAAGCAUCUGGACAAAAUGCUGGAGUCUAGUCACUUUCGUCGCCAAGGCUUCUAAUGGAAGUGCG
Hyaloscypha bicolor E is the source of this 2220-nucleotide messenger RNA. Its product is annotated as CNH-domain-containing protein. Bases 293 to 2152 code for a protein of 619 amino acids. The record is from RefSeq and is a predicted model, not a curated record. NCBI's taxonomy places the organism in Eukaryota, Fungi, Ascomycota, Leotiomycetes, Helotiales, Hyaloscyphaceae. The transcript is spliced from 3 exons.